Molecule: messenger RNA, 1016 nt
Organism: Meriones unguiculatus (Mongolian gerbil)
Lineage: Eukaryota; Metazoa; Chordata; Mammalia; Rodentia; Muridae
Product: olfactory receptor 4C15-like
Exons: 1
Coding region: 36-968 (310 amino acids)
Biological process (GO): G protein-coupled receptor signaling pathway
Cellular component (GO): membrane
Molecular function (GO): G protein-coupled receptor activity; olfactory receptor activity
Source: RefSeq, a predicted model, not a curated record
GAACAUAUUUUACAUUUACCAUCUCCUUGAGAAUCAUGAAAAACCAGAGCUGUGUCACUGAGUUCAUAUUCCUGGGGCUUUCACAGAACUCAAAAGUUGAGAAAGUACUAUUUGUUGUAUUUUUGAUGAUCUACCUUGCAACUAUUGGAGGCAACAUGAUAAUUGUGGUGACCAUCAUCUACAGCCCUGCACUACUUGCUUCCCCCAUGUACUUCUUCUUGAUAUUCCUGUCCUUCCUGGAUGCAUGCACCUCUUCUACUGUAACACCAAAGAUGAUUGUAGACUUCUUCUAUGAGAGAAAGACCAUUUCCUUUGGCUGUUGCAUGACUCAACUGUUUGCUGUCCACUUCUUCACUGGAAUGGAGGUGAUUCUCUUGUCAGCCAUGGCCUAUGACCGCUAUGUAGCCAUUUGCAAGCCCCUUCACUACUCUUCCAUCAUGAACUGGAAGCUCUGUGGCAAUCUUGUGAUGGUGGCCUGGACAGGAGGCUUCUUGCAUUCUAUCAUACAAAUUAUCUUCACUUUGCAGCUGCCCUUCUGUGGACCCAAUAUUAUUGAUCACUACAUGUGUGACUUGUUCCCAUUGCUGAAGCUUGCCUGCACUGACACAUACAUAUUUGUCAUUUUGGUGUUUGCCAACAGUGGGUCUAUAUGCAUCAUAAUCUUCUCUAUUUUGCUUGUCUCAUAUGGUGUCAUCUUGUACUCUUUGAGAGCUCACAGCUCUGAAGGGAAAUUUAAAGCUCUCUCCACCUGUGGAUCCCACAUUACUGUUGUGUUUUUUUUCUUUGUUCCAUGCAUAUUAACAUAUGCAAGGCCUACAUCUGCAUUCUCCUUUGAGAAAAAUGCUGUUGUGUUUACCACAGUCUUGACACCAUUGCUCAAUCCUAUGGUUUACACUUUCAGGAAUAACAAAAUGAAGAACUCAAUCACAAAAUUGUGGAAUAAACUGAUAGUUUCUGACAAAUAUUAAAAAUUACCAUUACUGUGUUCUGGAAAUGGAUUUGUGGGUAAGAUAACU